CGCUGUCAAGGUAAGGUGCAAACGAAACCUAACAGACACGAUAACCAAGCUGCAGACAUGUAUUGGAUUUCGAAUUUGAUUAUGAAGGGAUAAAUUUUGGCAGGGCAAUAGAGUUCACACAAGCUGUUUUCAGAUUUCUAAAAAUGUAAUUUAAAAAUCGUGACCUACGAAAGAGCCUUCAUGACUACAAUACAGUACAUCCCAUCAUCAGGUUAAAUCAAAAGAGCCUUCAGGACUACAAUACAGUACAUCCCAUCAUCAGGUAGAAUCAAAAGAGCCUUCAGGACUACACUAGAGUACAUCUCAUCAUCAGGUAGAAUCAAUAGAGCCUUCAGGACUACAGUACAGUACAUCCCAUCAGAUUGCAAUUUCUUACUGCAGCGGUGUCAUUAGCAUGUCUCAGAAGGAUCCCUGUCAGAAGCAAGCAUGUGAAAUCCAGAAGUGCUUACAAGCUAAGUACAUAGAGUGCAAGUGUGAGGACGUGAUCAGAGCAAUGCGGAAGUGCUGUGAGGUGCACACUACUCAGAGAUCAGUCUGCUGCUCAGGGUUUGUGAAGGAACAGGAAGAGACCAUCAUGAACAUGUGACCUCAAUCACUGAAACCCAUCACUUCCAAUAACAAAAGGCUGCAGUGUUAAGAUAUUGUAGAGUUCAAUAAAUGAUGUAAAAUAGUCAAGAUGGUUUUUGUUUUGAAUUAGUUUAUGGUAGCAAGUGUUUUCUAUUUUCAAUAUUAUUUUCUAAGUUUCUCCAUACUAAGAACCUUCACUAUUUUAAGCACAUUUUGGUAAUGACACUUGUGUACUUUACUUGUUCUUCUAUGGUAGGUUUCACUGAUGAGCUACAUGGUUAAGCAAUAUCAUCAUUGCACUGAGUAGAAAACAAAACUAGUCACAUAGGCUUUGAAAGCAAUUAAGCUAAAUAACUGAUCGCAUUCUCACUCCCAAUUUUCAAUUUCCCUAUAGUGAGACAAUCUGGUUCUGAGUAAAGUGGUCAUUAAUACACAGAAAGCUCCAGGAAUUCAGAAUCUUGAAAAUCAUUGGGAACAGCAUAAAGCAACCGUGUAAAAUAUUUGAACUUAAAAUACAUUUUAAAAAUAUCUUAUCACAAAUACUGUAAACUUGGUUUACAGUAGCAUUAGAGGUUGAAAAAAUAGGGUGUACAAAAUGAAAUAAUUUUCUACACAGAUAUCAUUCAUGGUAUUUGCAUGCUUAUUUAUAAAAAGAUUGAGCUCAUCAAGUUUCAUCAUUUUUGUUUUAAGUUUUAUUUUCCUCUGUGGUGCAUAUUUAUAACAAACACAACAGUGCAUUUCAAUAAUCUGAAAGAGAAAAAAAAAAAAAAUACAAAAACACCAACCUGCAAGUCCUACUACAGUGAACACAUCUGAACACCCAGACAUCUGAAAUUGUCUGUAUGUUGUACAAGAGCAUCCCAAUAACUAAUAAAUACAAAUCUCUUUGGCACAAGCUAUACAAUUUCCCAGAUCCAUAAUCUACAGAAUUCUUUGGAGUAUAAACUAUUUGGCUAUUACAUGUGUCUAUUUUAAUACUUCAUAAAAUGAGGUGACUGUUAAUCGAAGACUUAACAGAGUAGCUUGUGCUGGGAUUUUAGAGAAGUAGUUUAUAGUUUUGUUGUGUUCUAGAUUAAGUGGGUUCAGGGACAAUAAACUGAAGUACCAGAUGUCUUCUUCAUGUAUUCUCAGUCACACUCCUUUUUAAGGUCUGGUUACACUGGGCACGGUAGCGGAAAGUGGAAAAAAAUAGAAUCUGUUGUUUUGAAUGGGUGCAAUUACACUAAGUGCGGAAUGGAAAAGCAGCACGAUGGAAAACCACGCAGGAAACCAGAGCGAUCUUUAUAGUACCGCACAGCAAAUUUCCAUCUACACCAAUCAACUGAAGUGUUGCUGUGCGACGUUAUCUGCACUAUGUACAGUGAGAGAUGGCGAACGAAAGACUGGAUUUCAGGGUGCAAAAAUGCCCUCCACUGUAUGAUACGUCCCGUCCAGAUUACAAGGAUACGCUACGGAUACGCUAAAGAAGAAAGACACCUGGGACACCAUGGCGGCCAAACUAGACAUGUCAAGUAAAACCAUUUGCAUUUGAAGAGCAACAGAAAACAUACACAUAUCGUACUGUAUACCACAGACCUCCAAGCAAAACAUUUCAAAGUUGAAAAAAAAGAGGUCUCCAUAAUUACAGUCUUCUUGUAGCAUUUGAUGGAGGUUUUUUGUACAGGUUUUUAAAUUAUUCUGUCAUAAAACUCUUGGAUUUGCCAUGCCAGGUAAACAAUUCAGUCAUGCAAUGCAUAUAUGGGAUGGAAUAACACUGUUUGGUUCAGAGUUAAAAUAAAAAAUGAUAUGGCAUCAUUAAAAUAUAAUGUAAUUCAUAUAUAAUAUAGUACGUAAUGUUUAUUAAUAUAAAUAUAAUGGUCACUGGAGAAUGCUACACAGGUGAAACACUGCAUUUUUAUUUUAUAUACACCUACAUAAAUAUAGCACACAAAUAUAUUUAACCUAUUUCUUGACAUGUUUCAUCAAAUAAUUUUUUUUUCAACAUUAACAUGUGAUAAUACAU
Molecule: messenger RNA, 2569 nt
Organism: Polyodon spathula (Mississippi paddlefish)
Lineage: Eukaryota; Metazoa; Chordata; Actinopteri; Acipenseriformes; Polyodontidae
Product: cx9C motif-containing protein 4-like
Exons: 4
Coding region: 395-586 (63 amino acids)
Cellular component (GO): mitochondrial intermembrane space
Source: RefSeq, a predicted model, not a curated record